AUGACUGUCCCAACUUUAGAAGAUGCCAGAGCAGCUGUUAAGCAAGGUAACGAAGUGAAAGCUGAACAAUUGUAUCAACAAAUCAUUCAAUCUAAACCAACUACACAUGAUUUCUCAAAUCAAGAAACUGCUAUAUUUGAACUUGGUAAUUUAUACAAAGAUGAACAGGCAAUUGAAAAAUUAACCAAUUUCAUCCCAGAAGCAAGAUCUGUUAUAAGUAGUUUUGCUAAAUCCAAAGCUGCCAAAACUAUUCGUUAUUUGAUUGAUUUAUAUGACAAAAUUCCAAAUUCAACAGAAGCUCAAAUAGCUGCAUUAAAAGAUUCAAUCGAAUGGUCUGUUAAAGAAAAAAGAUCAUUUUUGAACCAAUCAUUACGCUUAAGAUUAGCUAAUGUUCAUUAUGAAAAAAAACAAGAAUAUCAAGCCGCAUUAGCCAUCAUUAACGCAUUACUAAGAGAAUUCAAAAAAUUAGAUGAUAAACCAUCAUUAGUUGAAGUUCAAUUAUUAGAAGCUAAAGUAUAUCACUCAUUAAGAAAUUUGGCCAAAGCAAGAGCAGCCUUAACUUCUGCAAGAACAUCCGCUAAUGCAAUUUAUUGUCCAACAUUAACUCAAGCUGAAUUGGAUAACAUGAGUGGUAUCCUUCAUGCUGAAGAUAAAGAUUACAAAACAGCUUAUUCAUACUUUUACGAAGCUUUCGAAAGUUAUAAUACUCAAGAUGAUGAAAAAAAUUCAAUCAAAGUAUUAAAAUAUAUGCUAUUAUCCAAAAUCAUGUUGAAUUUAAUUAAUGAUGUUAAGCAAAUAAUGACAUCAAAAUAUGCAUCAAAAUAUGUUUCAAAGGAAAUUGAUGCUAUGAAAGCUAUCUCCCAAGCUUAUGAUAACAGAUCUUUGAAAGAAUUUGAGCAAGCUUUAGUUGUUUAUGGUAAAGAAUUGUCUUCAGAUCCAAUAAUUAAAUCACAUUUCAAUGCUUUAUAUGAUCAAUUAUUAGAACAAAAUUUAGUUAAAUUAAUUGAACCAUUUUCUGUUGUUGAAGUUAACCAUAUAUCUAAAAUGAUCGGUCUUGAUAUAAAACAAGUUGAAGGUAAAUUAAGUCAAAUGAUUUUAGAUGAAGUAUUUUAUGGUGUUUUAGAUCAAGGUAAUGGUUGGUUAUAUAUUUAUGAUAAACCAAAAGUUGACGCCACUUAUGAUUCAAGUUUAGAAUUAAUUAACCAUAUGUCAAAUGUGGUGGAAUUACUUUAUGAAAAAGCUGCAACUUUAAACUAA
Messenger RNA from Hansenula ciferrii, 1257 nucleotides. RefSeq names its product proteasome regulatory particle lid subunit RPN6 (gene RPN6). The record is from RefSeq and is a predicted model, not a curated record. Gene Ontology annotation, biological process: ubiquitin-dependent protein catabolic process. The transcript has a single exon. Gene Ontology annotation, cellular component: proteasome regulatory particle, lid subcomplex. NCBI's taxonomy places the organism in Eukaryota, Fungi, Ascomycota, Saccharomycetes, Phaffomycetales, Wickerhamomycetaceae. Gene Ontology annotation, molecular function: structural molecule activity; protein binding. Bases 1 to 1257 code for a protein of 418 amino acids.